Brassica napus (rape) is the source of this 936-nucleotide messenger RNA. Its product is annotated as protein COBRA. The record is from RefSeq and is a predicted model, not a curated record. The transcript has 3 exons. Gene Ontology annotation, cellular component: plasma membrane. NCBI's taxonomy places the organism in Eukaryota, Viridiplantae, Streptophyta, Magnoliopsida, Brassicales, Brassicaceae. Gene Ontology annotation, biological process: cellulose microfibril organization; plant-type cell wall cellulose biosynthetic process. Bases 114 to 725 code for a protein of 203 amino acids.
UAUCAAAACCUAAGGCAAAACUUAUACGGAGAAAAGUGAAACUUAUUCUAUUUAUAAAACUAAAACUCCGAAGAGAAUUCCAUAAAGAUUUUUUUGAUAUCUAGGGAUUAACAAUGUGGUGUGCAUACUCAAUAGCAAAACUGCUCUUUCUGACUAUCUUGCUUUUGGUGGAGGCUUCAUUGGGUCGAUAUAUUCCAUUUAAAUUUCCAGGAGGGUAUGUGACGAUAUGGUGGGACAUCAUGAAUGAAACUCGUGGUAGCUACUCAGCUAAUGUCACAAUCAUCGACUACUUGAAGAAUCGCGACAUUGACGGGCCAUGGGCACUAAGCUGGGAAUGGGCCGAAGACGAAAUUCUAUUGAGCACUGUGGGUGUUAUUGGUACACAACUUGGGAAUGACUCAUCAGUAGGUGACAAUAAGUGGCCUUUGAAUAGUAAUUUGCCACCACACGGGGAGAAAGUAUCAAAAUAUUGCAAGGGCGUUGUGAUUCCCUCGUGGUGUAUAGAAGCCGACCUUCCGAAAAGCUCUUCUUCAUUCCAAAUUACUGUUGGCCGAGUUGGUAUUGAAUAUUAUCCGCCAGCAUAUGUCGACUUUACUACAACAAGAUCAAAUUUCAUGUGUUUUUCAAUGAUGCCAUUUACUAAGAGACGGGGUUACUUGAAAACGUGGAGGGCGGAGUGCGGUCUCUUAGGGUUCCACAAGAUUGAUAACAAAAAAGAUUUAUGAAGUUGUGGGGGCUGUUUGCAUUUUUCUAAUGUUUUCGUGCUUUAAUACUAUUUUUUGUGUUCAUGAGAUUUCAUGUGAUGCGACUAUGAUAAUAAUUUGAUAUCAUACAAGAGUGCGCAAAUGACAUAAAUAUAUACGUCAAUCAAAUUAAGAACAUUCGGAAGCAAGUCCUAAUAAUUUAUUAAUGUCAGUUGGAUUAACGCUUAGUCCU